GCCAGAGGGACGCAACCCCACAAGCCAGCCCUUCCUGUGCUUCUCUCCCACAGGUGCCUCCAACCCCCGGUUAAUGGACAACCAGAGAAAUGCCACUAUGCCCUGCAGCUUCCUCCUUCAAGGCUUCUCCGAGUUCCCGCACCUGAGGCCCGCUCUCUUCCUGCUGCUGCUGGCGGUGCACCUGGCCACUCUGAGCGGGAACUUGCUCAUCCUGGUGGCCGUGGCCUCGGUCCCCAGCCGGCCGCCCAUGCUGCUCUUCCUGUGCCAGCUGUCAGCCAUCGAGCUCUGCUACACCCUGGUGGUGGUGCCCCGUUCCCUGGCCGAUCUGACCAUGCCGGGCCAUGGCAGGGGCAGCCCCAUCUCCUUCCUGGGCUGCGCUGUUCAGAUGCAGAUGUUCGUGGCGCUGGGUGGGGCCGAGUGCUUCCUGUUGGCCGCCAUGGCUUACGACCGCUACGUGGCCAUCUGCCACCCGCUGCGCUACGCGGCCGUAGUGACCCCUGGGCUGUGCGCUCGGCUGGCCCUCGCCUGUUGCCUCGGUGGACUGGCGGUGUCCGUGGGGCUCACAGUGGCCGUCUUCCACCUGCCCUUCUGCGGCUCCUGCCUGCUGGUGCACUUCUUUUGCGACAUCACGGCACUGCUACACCUGGCCUGCACGCGGAGCUACGUCGACGAGCUGCCACUGCUGGGCGCCUGUUUAUUGCUGCUGCUGCUGCCCUCGGUGCUCAUUCUGGCCUCCUACGCAGCCAUCGCCGUCGCCCUGAGCCGCCUGCGCUGCCCCGCAGGCAGGUGCAAGGCCGCCUCCACCUGCGCCUCGCACCUGGCGGUCACCUUCCUGCACUACGGCUGCGCCACCUUCAUGUACGCACGGCCCAAGGCCAGCUACUCCCCGCGGCUGGACCGCACGCUCGCGCUGGUCUACACCAACGUCACGCCGCUGCUGUACCCGCUCAUCUACAGCCUGCGCAACCGCGAGGUCACCGCUGCCCUUCGCAGGGUGCUGGGACCCCGACGGUCGGGCCAAGCCCCGGGCUGGUGUCUGAGGGAGCCCUGACCUCCGGCAGGGACCAGGUCAGAGUGGACAGCUCCACUCCCUAAAGUGUUCCCCUGUCAUGA
Messenger RNA from Carlito syrichta (Philippine tarsier), 1113 nucleotides. RefSeq names its product olfactory receptor 10AC1. The transcript has a single exon. Gene Ontology annotation, cellular component: membrane. The coding region runs from base 74 to 1051 and encodes 325 amino acids. The record is from RefSeq and is a predicted model, not a curated record. NCBI's taxonomy places the organism in Eukaryota, Metazoa, Chordata, Mammalia, Primates, Tarsiidae. Gene Ontology annotation, molecular function: olfactory receptor activity; G protein-coupled receptor activity. Gene Ontology annotation, biological process: G protein-coupled receptor signaling pathway.